Messenger RNA from Cuscuta epithymum, 2834 nucleotides. The record is from the annotation of a GenBank genome assembly. Lineage: Eukaryota; Viridiplantae; Streptophyta; Magnoliopsida; Solanales; Convolvulaceae.
AUCAGCUGUAUACAUAAACAGCGGUCGUCCCUUUUCCUUCGUUGCCUAGUCUGAGCUGAGACUCUUCGUCUACUCCGACAUUACUCCAGUCGUCAUCAAACAAUGCUCAUUUCUUCCUCUUCUUAGUAUAUAUAUAUCCUUUUGCCUUCUUCUUCUCCUUCUCCCUAACCCGUUCAUGCGCUUAGAUAGAUUCAAACAUUGGCCACGAUGAACAUCAAGGCGUUACCGUGUCAUGUUUCAAUCUUCUACGAUAGGAACCGUCCGUUUCAGGAUAUCCUUCCUCGACCAGGACCCGUCAAAGUUAACUUGCAUCAGCGAACUCCUCCUGGCUCCACAAGUCUGAAAUUCAGGGUGCUCUGCGAUUUAACUGUCAGGAAAUGCUCUCCUGUUUUGGAGAGCACACUGUUGUCAAGGAAUGAAUUACUGCAGUCUUCGGAAUUGAUAACAGUUCCUGAUAUCUGGAAGGCAGCAGCAGACAAGUUUGGUGAUCGUGUAGCAUUGGUGGACCCUUACCAUGAUCCGCCAACAAAGCUGAGUUAUAGGCAGCUAGAGAAGGAAAUUUUGAGCUUUGCUGAGGGUCUAAGAGUUGUUGGCUUAAAACCUGAUGAGAAGAUUGCACUCUUUGCUGAAAAUUCCUGCCGUUGGCUUGUUGCAGAUCAAGGUAUAAUGACCACUGGAGCAAUUGAUGUGGUGCGCGGUUCAAGGUCAUCCACCGAAGAGCUUUUGCAAAUAUACAAUCACUCUGAGAGUGUUGCACUUGUUGUCGAUAAUCAUGAAAUGUACUCUCGAAUUGCAAAAACCUUCCACUCAUUAGCAAAAGCAAGAUUUGUCAUAUUACUUUGGGGGGAAAUGUCGAGUAUAACAAGUGACGGAAUAGACGGACUCCCCAUAUACAGCUAUUCAGAGAUCAUAGAUUCAGGAAAUGAGAGUCAUCUAUCAUUGAUGCAUUCAGAAGAAGGUAAGCAGUAUGUAUAUGAACCAAUCAACUCUCAUGAUGUUGCCACACUUAUCUAUACUAGUGGAACUACAGGCAACCCAAAAGGAGUUAUGCUUACACAUAAUAAUUUGCUUCACCAGGUUUUGAAUUUCUGGGAUUGUGUACCUGUUGUUCCUGGAGAUAGAUUCCUCAGCGUUCUUCCUCCAUGGCAUGCAUAUGAACGUGCAUGUGAAUAUUCAGCUCUUGCUUUUGGAACUGAGCAAGUAUACACUACUGUCAGACACUUGAAGGCAUAUUUGAAAAGUUAUCAGCCAAAUUAUCUUGUAUCAGUCCCUUUGAUAUAUGAGACAUUAUACAGUGGGAUUAUGAAACAGAUUAAUGCAAGUGGUAGGUAUCGUAAGCUCAUUGCCUUGAUAUUUCUGAAGAUCAGUUAUGCCUACAAAGAGUUCAAAAAUAUUUAUAAGGGUAAAUGCUUAACACAAGAUCAGAAACCGCCUUCUUUUCUUGUGUCAGCUUUAGACUGGUUAUUGGCUAGAUCCAUUGCUGCUCUAUUGUGUCCAUUGCAUAUCUUUGCAAAGAAAUUAUUCUACACUAAAAUUUGCUCAAAUAUUGGUAUAUCCAAGGCUGGAAUAAGUGGAGGUGGUAGUCUUCCUAUACACGUUGACAAGUUUUUUGAGGCAAUUGACAUAACUGUACAAAAUGGAUAUGGUUUAACAGAGGCGUCUCCUGUUGUUGCUUGCCGAUGGCCAAAUUCUAAUGUCAUUGGAUCAAUCGGAUUUCCCUUGGCGUACACAGAAAUAAAAGUUGUAGAUGUUGAAACGGAUGAGGUCCUCCCCCAUGGUUCUAAAGGCCUUGUCAAAGUCAAGGGACCACAGGUCAUGAAGGGCUACUACAAGAAUCCAAUGGCUACAAAGCAAGCUAUUGAUGAGAACGGAUGGCUAAAUACUGGUGAUCUUGGUUGGAUAGUUCCUCAUCAUUCUGUUGGGCGAUCUCGGAGUGCUUCAGGUGUUAUUGUUCUUGAAGGUCGUGCAAAGGACACUAUAGUCCUUUCAUCAGGUGAAAAUGUUGAACCGUCUGAGAUUGAAGAAGCUGCAAUGUGUAGCAAUAUGAUUGAGCAGAUUGUUGUCAUUGGGCAGGAUAAACGGCGCCUUGGUGCUAUUGUUGUACCAAAUAAGGAGGAGGUUCUUUCUGCAGCAAAAAAACUUUCAGUUAUUGGUUCUGAUGCCAUAGAAGUCAACAAGGAGAAAAUAGCUAGCCUCUUACAUGAAGAACUAAGAAAAUGGACGACGGGUUGUACAUUUCAAGUUGGGCCUCUCCUUGUCAUUGAUGAGCCUUUUACGGUUGAGAAUGGUUUGUUGACACCCACUAUGAAAGUUAAGAGAGACAAAGUAGCAGACUUGUACAAAGAGCAAAUAGACAGUCUAUACAUUUGACUUGCCUUAAACUUUUUGCAUUUGCAUACUACUUGAUGUAAUAACUAAACAGGUGCUUUGCAGGGUUUCUCUUGAUUUUUUGGUUUCUUAUGAAAUGCAAGGUGUUUAUUUGUAAAAGAUCACUAAGGUGGUGUUCAAUAUGUUUCAUCGAGUCAAGUAGUUUUUUUGCGGAAUCCUAUUAUAUACCAUUGAAUUUUUGUGAAUUUGGAAUUUUGGACAAAUUGUAGUGGAGUUCUUUUGUAUAAAACCAAUAUAGAAACAAUGUUUUUAUGGAUUUAUCACAACUUCAUGAUCAAAGCAUAUGAAAAGAAAUGUAAACACGGGAAGCAAAGUCACUCGCCAAAAAAGACUUGUAGAAUGGAGCUAGGCAGUCAUGCGCAGAAUACUCAUUAAAUUACAAGGUUUAUUUCGAACAACAUGGCAGGCAGUGCCAGCAAAUAUUCCAUUCGUGGGCUAACAAGCCU